This is a messenger RNA of Pelobates fuscus (common spadefoot toad), 3179 nucleotides long. It is a transcript of the gene PARM1, whose product is annotated as prostate androgen-regulated mucin-like protein 1. The transcript is spliced from 4 exons. Lineage: Eukaryota; Metazoa; Chordata; Amphibia; Anura; Pelobatidae. Gene Ontology annotation, cellular component: early endosome; late endosome; Golgi apparatus. The coding region runs from base 266 to 1273 and encodes 335 amino acids. The record is from RefSeq and is a predicted model, not a curated record.
UGACACAGGAGACUGAGGAGAGGCAUGAUAGGCGCUCAGAGGAGGAAGCAGGGCACCAGAUCAGGGACUGCUGGGGUAUAACGUGGGUACAGCCUGCCCUCUGCCAGACACCUGCUAGACACCUGCUCCUCAUGCAUUGCGCACGGGCUCUCCAUCCUGCUCACUCUGCACUAGGGAUCGGACGGUGACUCCUCGCCCCCAGCUGCUUGCCCAGGGAUUACACGGAUAUUAAAGAAUCUGCCUGUCCCCGCACAGACCGGAAUCAAUGGGUUUAACACCGGGUGCCGUGUGUGCCAUGCUGCUCAGGAUUGGCACUGCCUGGCUGCUGCUGUCUGCAGGUUUACAUGCAGACUCGUCAACAACUGCAAGCCUCACUGAAUCUGACCACACCACAGAGCAAGCGAAGAUCACGGUUGCGGUUUCUCCUACCACAUUACCUAUUAGUCCCACCCAUGUUUCAGAACCACUUAAUAACACCACACAGCCCGUUAUAAAUGAGAAUACCACAUCAGUCAAACCUACUGAUAAGGACAUGACUAACAAGACAGAUGCCCUCAUAAAUACUCCUCAUGUUGUAGAAACCACUUCUGUUACCUCUCCAAUCACAACAACAGUAUCAAGUAAUGAGACUACAAUCUCACAGAACAAUACAACUGCAAAUGAAUCAAACACGUCGGCCAAUACUACAACUUCAGUAAGCGAGACAGUCACUACCGUGUCAGCUACCACAGCUUUAACAAUGAAUUCAAGUACUGUUCCUUCAGAUGAAAGUUCUCAGUUGACUACAACAGAGAGUACAACUAAAGCAGAAUCAAACACUGUGCAUUCAGUAACUACUGAAAAAGAAAAUGUAACUCAUACUGUCACCACAACAGCAAAUGCAAAUAUUACAAAUACUGCUCAAGUGGACAGCACUGUACUGGUAACAUCCAAGACACAACCAACACAGAAAUUGCCAGAUGCAUCUACGAAGAAAGAGGAAAGCAAACCAACCAAUGUCCCAGCUCCACCUACAAGUCCAAGUACAGUUACAUCUGCCAUCAAACCCGUUAACACUGAUGGAACUCCUGUUUCAUCCAAUGAAGAGCAAGUGAAAGCUCUAAGUUCAGGAAGUGUUGCUGCUAUUACAGUAAUUGCAAUUGUGAUCGUCUUGAUUAUUUUUGGAGGAGUUGCAUUUUGGAAAAUUAGGCAUUCAUCAUACGGACGUUUAUUGGAAGAUCAAGACUAUGGUUCCCUGGGAAAUUACAACAAUCCUCUCUAUGACGAUUCUUGAAAAAACAAUGUUGAACAGACUCCUAAAAGACUGAUAUCAGGAUGAUUGAGAACACAAAAAUGCUAUUGCUGUUGUUGUGCAGGCUCAGGCCAGCUAAAAUGCUUUAACUAUUAAUUCUCUGACAAGCUAAAAUGACAUGUAAUGCUUCACGUCUGCCAUACAGGGAAAGAAAAAAAAUUUAUAAAUACACACUGGAAAUAGAAACUACAUUUGUAUAUGAACUAUAAACUACGCAAACGCAUACUGCUAUUAGUUAACACAAUCAUUGCGACAUAAUGUAUAUCCAUUCAUCAAAACGCAUGAAAAGUAGCUUUGUGCAUCACAAUGAGCAUUAUAUUAAUGAUUGUGCCAUGAUAUGAUGUGUGAAUGGCAACAAAAAUAUAUCAUUUCAUUUACCAUACUGCAUUCCUGUACUCUUCAGCUUAAUUGAUGGCUUUUAAAUUGAUAUCGGUAUCAGUAAAGUUCAAUUUAAAUAAGGACCUGUCAGAUUCCCAUAUUUUCACUUUGCUGCAGGCAUCAAUUUUGAUCUUAUCAAUACUUGUUUUGGUGGAAAAUAAUCACCUUCAGAAAAAUAAAUGAGAAGAAAAAUAUUCACUCAAGAGAAAAAAUGAGUGAUUAUUAUGAAAACAUUUUUACACAAGGAAUAGCUGAGUUGGAGGUAAAAUAUUUUUUGACUAAUAGCAAAUAUCUUUAAUUUUCUUACAUAAUCAUAUUCAAAUUAAAAAAGAAAAGUUAUUUUAAGGAUAGUUUUUCUAUUUUUUUUUUCAUUUUCUUAAAAUUUUAAAUAAAAAUUAAAUGGUAUCAUAACAAUCCAAGGGCCAAACCCGUUAUAAAACUUUCUCUUGUAUUUAAUGAAAGUAGUAAUGAAUACACAAUAAGGAAGAGUAGAAACAACCUCUAAGAAAAAAAUAAAAAUAAAUGAGGUGCACAUUCAAACAAAUAACUAAAAAUAGAACUGAUUAAAUAAUGAUACAGAGAUACAGAGAGGGCUAUUGCGAAAUAUGUCUAUGCUGUAUUUCCACAGAAUUUAGAACACAGCUUAACAUGCAAUGUAUCAUGCAAUGAUAGAAUAAAUCUGAAAGAAAAAUAUAUGUUAAUAUGGUCCACAUCUGAAAACUCAUAUGAAAUAAUACUUUUACUAGGAUGGAAAAACUACUUAUUUACAGCGUCCAACAAAUAGAUUAUUACUUUCUUUAUUAUAGAUCACCUCACAACAAUCUAAUAUCAGUAUAUAAGAUGAUCUAAUAAAUGACCACAUACAUAGACUACUUAUAAAACUACCAAUACAGGUCUGUUUUAUGCCAAAAAAAUGGUAAAGCUUGCAAGAUGACAUGGCUUCCUAAUCUAUUGUAUUCAUUUUUGAAAUUGUUAUCCAAAAUAUCUGUUAAUGUGAGCUUUAACAGCAGCCACAAACAUCACAUUCAUACAACAUCUUUUUGCACAGUAUCUAUCAGUCGCGUACACCACAGGCUGUUAUUGCACAUGCAAUGAUCAUCAAACAUCCCCAUAACAUAUUGAAAACACUGGAAAUAUUUGGAUUACUAUAUUAGUGUGCCUUGUACAUUGAAACAUACCUUACAUUAAGGGGUAGAUUUAUGUAGAUGCUGAAUUUUUUUGCCUUCAAGUAUUCUAAGAAAGUUUUGAAAGAAUUGUGAUUUAAAAUGAUAAUUUCUCCACAUUCUUUGUAAAAGCUUCAUUUUAAAUUAAUAUAUUCUAAUUACAAUUCACAUGAAAUUUUAAGUAUAAACAUUAUUAUUGUAGUAAUGAAACAAGCACGAAAUUGAAAAGAAUGCAUAAAAAUGUGACUAAUAAUGGUCAGUGUGAAGUAUAAUGAAACUAAUUGUGAAUAUGUCAUAAAUGGUUUGCCAUUUCUUUGAAAUUUCAGCAAAUAAAUUGUUGACACUUA